CUUUCACUUCCUCCAUGUGUUUGUGUCUGAUGCGUUAGAAUUGUUGCUGCUUUUCUGUAUUUAUGUACUGUACCACUGAUUGUCAGUCUUUGCUUUGGUCAUGAAUGGGCCUUUUCGUUCGUGAUGUUAGUGAACACAUUUUUCUGUAAUCUUGUUCGAUAUUUUUCUUGCAGAAUGGGGAAUUUUAUGUCAAGUACAUCAGGAACCUUCUCAAAGACAAAAUCUGCUAGUUUUGUUCAGGAAGUGGUUGAUCAUAACUGCAUUGUGAUAUUUUCUAAAACCACAUGCCCCUACUGUCAUAUGGCAAAGAAUGUAUUUAAUGAAAUUGGAAUUUCAUACAAAGUGAUUGAAUUGGACCAGCAUCAAGAUGGAAAGCAGCUUCAGGAGGUUUUAGGUGAAAUGACUGGUGAGAAAACGGUACCAAGAGUGUUUGUAAAUGGAUGUUGUAUUGGUGGCGGUUCAGCGACAAAGGAACUUCAUCAAAAGGGAAAACUUUUGCCAUUAAUUGAGCAAUGUGCAAUAUCUUCUAGUGGUGCUUAUCAUUCAUCGCCUAAUUGACUAGGAAUGUCUGCUAAUUUGCACAUUACAAAUAAUGACUUUAGGUAUGUGUAAUGUGUAGAAGUUUACAGAACUUUAAAUUCAGUAUUUAUAUAUACUAUAAAUACACCAUACACUGAGUUUGUGUGUGUUUAUAUAUAUAUAUAUAUAUAUACUGUACAUAUAUAUAUAUAUAUAUAUAUAUAUAUAUAUAUAAACAUCAUUUGUGUGGUAUAUUUCAUUAUAUGAGAUUUCAUUUUUCCAAUCCCACAAAAUAAAACAGAGUACCUUAAGUGUUUAAACAGGACAGACUAGUGAUGUGCCAAAAAAUUCAGUCAGCUUUAUAAUUUUAUGUGGAAAACUGUUAAAUGUAUUAAAAAGUAAAUAAAUAUGCUAACAGAUGCAAA
Erpetoichthys calabaricus (reedfish) is the source of this 944-nucleotide messenger RNA. RefSeq names its product glutaredoxin 2 (gene glrx2). The record is from RefSeq and is a predicted model, not a curated record. The transcript is spliced from 4 exons. NCBI's taxonomy places the organism in Eukaryota, Metazoa, Chordata, Cladistia, Polypteriformes, Polypteridae. Bases 124 to 558 code for a protein of 144 amino acids.